Messenger RNA from Pelodiscus sinensis (Chinese soft-shelled turtle), 461 nucleotides. The record is from RefSeq and is a predicted model, not a curated record. NCBI's taxonomy places the organism in Eukaryota, Metazoa, Chordata, Testudines, Trionychidae.
ACUGAGUCAGCACCUGUGCAAGGAGCCGCCUGUGGCUCCAGAGCCAGCCCUGAGCCGUGUGUUCUCCUCCAGGUCUCCCUGCUGCCUGCUGCCCUGAUGACUGGCUCAAGAUCCAGGGGCUCGCUGCUUCCCUACCCAGGCAGACUGGACCACUGGAUCGGCCUCCGGAAGGACGCAGGCGGGGUCUGGAGAUGGGUCAAUGGCACUGAGUUCGACCAUCGGUUUGAAAUACAAGGAGACGCCAACUGUGCUUCUUUGGACGAACGUGUCAAAGUCAUCAGCUCCAGUUGCAGCUCGCAGAGGAAGUGGAUCUGCAGCAAACUGCAUACCCCCUUCUGAUGGAGGACUGAGAGACCAUGUAGCCAGACAUACUAACCCCAUAUCAUCCAUCUUAUUUGCCUUCCUGAAGCAUACAGGACAGAGAAGGAGCAAUAAAAUCAGCAUAGUCUAUGCUGGCUCAU